AUGGCCUCCCAAGACAAGCACGACGACACAGGCUCUGAUACAGCUUCAGAGUUCCACACCCCAAUCUUGACGCCUGCAACAACAUCCGUAGCAGGCGAAGAUGUCGAGGACGAUCAUGUAAGCGACAUACCGUGGCCCGGCAAGCACUUCUACAUCAUCGAAAAGGAGACCGGCAAAGCCAUCACACUCGUCGAGGACAGGCCAGUUCUCAUGGACCUCCAAGGCGUCCGCGAUCCCGCCACCAUGUGGUAUUGCGUCGAGAAGCAAGGGUAUUUUGGGUUCUUAAACAAAAGCUGGGGGAAGUUCAUUGGUCAUGACAGCAAGAGCGACGUAGGUUCCAUGGUAGGUCUGGAUUACGCAUGGACGGGAGUCGCAGGUCUUAUUACCGGUGAUUUAGCGACUGUGGGCAAGUCGGAGGCGUUGAAGAUUUCGAUUAAUAGGACGGAUCCGUGA
Colletotrichum lupini is the source of this 453-nucleotide messenger RNA. RefSeq lists its product as uncharacterized. The coding region runs from base 1 to 453 and encodes 150 amino acids. NCBI's taxonomy places the organism in Eukaryota, Fungi, Ascomycota, Sordariomycetes, Glomerellales, Glomerellaceae. The record is from RefSeq and is a predicted model, not a curated record. The transcript is spliced from 2 exons.